Molecule: messenger RNA, 2580 nt
Organism: Macrosteles quadrilineatus (aster leafhopper)
Lineage: Eukaryota; Metazoa; Arthropoda; Insecta; Hemiptera; Cicadellidae
Product: dynein axonemal assembly factor 5-like
Exons: 11
Coding region: 67-2514 (815 amino acids)
Biological process (GO): cilium movement; inner dynein arm assembly; outer dynein arm assembly
Cellular component (GO): cytoplasm
Molecular function (GO): dynein intermediate chain binding
Source: RefSeq, a predicted model, not a curated record
UGUGGUCCUGAGUAGUGGCGUACUUUAUCUCUUUUGUGAAAAUUAUUUUAAUGUGCGGUAGGUAAAAUGACUUCUCCAAAUUCUCUAGAUUUGCAGCUAAACAAAUAUUGCAAUGAACUAACCAGUGAAGACAAAAAACAGCGCAAAAGAGCUUUGGAAAAUAUAAAGAAAGAAGUCCUUUCGGCUGGAGUUGAUGUUUCUGUUUCUUAUUUAUACAAUAACAUCCAUAAACACAUCAUUAGAUGUUUCAAAGACAAUUCUGAAGCCGUAAGAGAAUCUGCAGUUCUAUUCGUAACGGAUGUUGUAACAUUAUUACCAGCUAAAGAGGAAUAUAUAAACUCUAUAAUGCCCAUGAUUGCAGAGAGGUUAAGUGGAGACAUAGUGUUGGAGAACUCUGAGGAAGUAAGACUUUGUUUAGUGUUGUUAAUGCAGCAAGUAGUAUCCAAAUACACUGAUAAUUUGUUUGAAUAUAUAAAUGAUUUCAUAAAUAUAUUGUCUAAGACAAUAGUUGACCCCUAUCCCAAGGUAAAGAAGGAAAGUUGUGACUGUGCGGCUGAAUUAGCAAAAUCUACACCACAAUAUUUUCAUAUGCAGUCUGAAUCUCUCAUAAUUCCGUUAACCCAAACACUAACUCAUCAGCAGUAUCGAAUUAGAGUUUCUGGUAUCAAAGCGAUUGGGGCGGUGGUGCGCUGGGGAAACAACAAGUCUUUGAACGACGUGUGUGGACCGUUGGCAGAGCGACUGUUUGACCAACACCACGCUGUGAGGGCUGCCGUGGCAGAUGUAGUGGGAACUUGGCUACUGGAGUUGCCGGACAGAUACUCAUACUUCCAUAAACUCAUCCCUCUAAUGUUGACAAGUCUGUCAGAAGAGAUUACAGAACAGCGUAGCAAAGCAGAAGAGCUUUGGAGCAAAGUGGGAAUUCAGUUUGUGCAGGAAAAUGAAAAUGACCUUAAGGACAAAAUAGACUAUUUGCAAGAAACUUUAGCCCAUUAUCCACCAAACGUGUGUCGGCCUAACCUCGGAUGCCGCACUCUGGUACAGAGAGAGUUAUCCAGAUAUCUACCUGCUGUGGUGGCCGAACUGGACGACUGGAAGGCUGAUGUCAGAGUCAAGUCUGCGCAGCUACUGUGUGUCACUGUGCAACACGCAGAGGCCAACAUUACGCAGCACUUGGAGAAAACAUUGCCUGCAUUGUACAGAGCCUGUGGAGACGCGGAUGCUCGAGUGGUUGACAAUAUUGAGAGGGCUGCAGAGAUGCUGGGAUAUUUUGUCCCCACCGACGUCUACUGGCGUCUGAUGAAGCCCAGUGUGCAGGAGUGUACAGGGCCAGGGCCUGUGUGUGUGUUGGCAGCAGUGAUCAGGAGUUCUCCCAGAAAAGCAGUACAACCUCAGUUGGUAGACCUGGCUAAUAUCUUGGCAACUGACAAUGUUUGCCAUAGCAGACAGGCUAUGUACCAGAAGCAGUUGAUGAAUGCUGUACGUUCUAUACUCAUUGUGUCUCGAGAAGACGUGGCAGUCAUCAGGCAACAGCUGUUCACGGUGUUGGUCUCGGUUCUUGGAUUAGCUGUUGAAUCGCACAUCACUACCCAAGCUAAAGAGCUUUUGCAAGAGUUGGCGUCGCUCUGUAGUGUUGAACUUCAAGACCUCUAUGAUAAACAUUCCGCUACUCUGUUGGAAGAAAUAUCAGCCUCUGUGAAAGACUGGUCACCUCUGACUCCACAACGCUUCAUCUUUGAGGCUGUUCUCACUCAUGCUGGUGCAGCAGUUGGAGACAACAUGGAAGUGGUGUUGUCAGUGCUGAGUACUUGUCUGUUGCCACAGUCAGACCCAGAGGCUACUCUACAGAUGUUGAUGGCUGUCUCAUACAUCCUCACUGACACCGGGACCACCCUCGCCAGAGUCAGUGACUUAGACACUGUCCUACACCGUACGUGCACAGAAGUACUUCAGCCACUGCUUGUAUGGAGAGCAGGGAGGUCGGCGGAAGCAUUACGGACAGCUGCGACUGGCUGUGUAGUGGCAGCUCUGCAACUGCGACCGUGUACACCACAGCUAUCAGAGCAGUUGGUACCCCUGCUGCUAGGGCUUGUAGAAGACUCAGCCUUCAGGACGAGACAGUUGGCAACACUGGCCGUGCUCCAUGUUGUACAAGCUUUGAGGAAUAGUGAUGCACUCGCUGCUAAAGAUGUGAUAACAAUAUACCCAGUGGUAUUGAAACGUCUUGACGACAACAAUGAUGAGGUGCGAAAGACAGCUGUUUGCACUCUCUGUGUCUUGUUUGAGUCACCUCUUCCCCUCGACUAUCAAUCACACCUGGAGUAUCUUUAUGAUACAAUGUUGUUGCACCUAGACGAUCCCAACCCCGACUUUCAGACCGUGAUGCUCGAUGCAAUGAAAAAGAUUUCAUCGUUACAACCAUCUUUGUUGAAGAGCAGGAUCAAGGUUGAUAAUUUUCGAAGCAAAUCCAAAUGUGAAGAACUUAUUCAAUUUUUAAACCAACUACAUGUGUGAAUUAUAAUUCUUUGUAUUUAUGUUUUCUUUGUUACACUUUUAUAAAUAAAAUAGACUUAAUAACUA